This is a messenger RNA of Trachymyrmex cornetzi, 415 nucleotides long. RefSeq lists its product as uncharacterized. The record is from RefSeq and is a predicted model, not a curated record. The transcript has 3 exons. NCBI's taxonomy places the organism in Eukaryota, Metazoa, Arthropoda, Insecta, Hymenoptera, Formicidae. Bases 1 to 363 code for a protein of 120 amino acids.
AUGGAAACAAUCGUCGCAACGCUUCGCGGAGGGAACGUGUUAUUAGGCCGUUCAGGUCGGCGCGAAACCGCGCGGAACGCGAGGGAGGGACGCGUAGAGAGGGACGGCCUGUACCGCGUGCGACACGAGCGAAACAGUUUCACUACGAAGUUGCGCAGGUCGAGACGCUUACGUCCUAGACGAACGUUAAGUGUGACGCCGCGAUCGCCGAGUCACCGGGUACACACGAGCGGCGCAGAAACGACCACCACGACGACAAAACGCAGCACUGGACAUCGCCUUCGGGAUUGGAAACACUCCGGAGGUUCUCAACCUAGACGACAGACGCAUUACUGCGCCAGGGCCGUGUCCUGCGGAAAGUAAUGCCUAGACUAGGGUUACCAGCUGUACCCUUAAGAGAGAGGGAGAGUACAUG